AUGACUGCAGCCAGGACUGGGAAAAGGAGAGGGCAGAUGGCAUGUAUUAUAGAAUUGAGGGCACUUCAACUUCCUUCUACUAUAAGACUGAUAGGAGCAGGGGCGGACUGACAACUCAUGGGGCCCCCGGGCAAUAGGGGAUCAUGGGGCCCCUGUGUCCUUGCCCAAACUCAAAAAAACCUAUGAAAAAGGUACCAGGGGGAUUUCAUGGGGCCCCCUACCGACCCUGGGCCCUCGGGCAGUGCCCGAGUUUCCAAAUGGUCAGUCCGCCCCUGGAUAGGAGUAGUGGCAGUGGUAUCACUACUUCUGCCAGCCCUGCACUG
Staurois parvus is the source of this 323-nucleotide messenger RNA. The record is from the annotation of a GenBank genome assembly. Lineage: Eukaryota; Metazoa; Chordata; Amphibia; Anura; Ranidae.